Oppiella nova is the source of this 906-nucleotide messenger RNA. NCBI's taxonomy places the organism in Eukaryota, Metazoa, Arthropoda, Arachnida, Sarcoptiformes, Oppiidae. The record is from the annotation of a GenBank genome assembly.
GUUUUGAUACAAAACUGUAAAUGCGAUGAAAAUCAACACUUAAUACAAACCAUUCAUACAUUCAAUCAUAACUACAACACAAUUAUCGGACACAAUGUCACCAACAGUACCACCGAUGCUAUUAUGGAUACUCAACAAAGUAAGGAUGCAAUGAAUAACGAGAUUAAUAGCACUACAAGUGAUCACAAUAUGGGAACAACUGAUGCAAACAGUGAGACUUAUGGCAAUCAAAGUAAUACUGAUUUGCAGUCAACGCCCACACAAACAGCAAAUGGUUCACCGCCAUUGAAUGACGAAAACAAUUGCAUUAUCAUUGAAAUCAAAGAAAUAAAACCCGCGGAUCAGAUGAAAGUCAAUGAUAAUGAUUAUCGCCCGUCGAUGGCUCAACAGAUGAGACCAAAUCACGAAAACAGACAAUCGCUGCAACGGUUGCGCAUAAAUGGUGACACCGUUAGUAAUGGUACUAAAAGCCAUUCCUCGGCUUCUAUGGCACCACCGAAGACAAAGAACCCGAAGAAGAUUGUCAUUUCAAUGAGUGAAUUGCGACGAAAGCCAUACCCGUGUCGGACAUGUAGUGAACGGUUCGCGACACCCAUUGAGAGACAUAAGCACAUGGAGUCCGAACACACCGGGCCCUCAAAGUCGGAGUUUAAAUGUCUUCAGUGUCACCGAACCUUCUCAUUGAGAGACCAUUAUAUGAGACACCGAUGUCUGCCAUCUACUCAUCCCUCCCGUAAGAGUCCCACAAAAGUGAUUGAGUCUCAGUCGUCGCUUACAUUAAGCGGUAAUACCGGUGCCGAAGAGUAUAAAUGUUUGGCCACUCAUUGCCAGCGAGUAUUUGGGAGUUACGAGCAAAUGUCUGAACACAUGAUGUAUGUGCACGAGUGGUACCGGUGCCUGAAGUGC